AUGUUAGCAUCAGAAUCUUCAUACACAAAGCACCAUGAUAAUAACGAAUGGGAUAUAGAUUUUGAAACUGUAUUGGGAAAAGGUGCACGUUGUAUUGGUGUUUAUUUAGGAAAAAAAAAAAAAAACACUAAAUAUAUUCCUCAAAAUAUCGAAUGUGCAAUCAAAAUUUCAGAAGAAUAUAAAAAUAAUGAAAAUGAAAUUAAAGUAUUGGAUAAAUUAAUAAAUAUUAAACAUAAAAAUAUAAUAGAUAUUUAUGAUUAUGCAUUUGGGCAUCACAAAGGGGAUAUUAAGUGUGAUAAUAUUCUUUCAUUGCUAAUUGAUGGGAAAAUAGAAAGUUUAAAGUUAAUUGACUUUGAUAUAUCCAAGUUUUAUGGUGACAAAAACAAUUCAAAAUAUUCAUCUAUCUGUGGAACACCCACUCAUAUGGCACCAGAGGUCCUUAUUAACAACUCUAAGGCAAGCAGCAAAUCAGAUAUAUGGAGUAUAGGUUGUACAUUAAUAGAGAUGGCAGGUGGUAGUUUAGUAGGGGAACGACCAAAUGGUAUACCUGAUAUUCCAUCACAUUUAUCCAACAAAUGCAGAAAUUUUAUUCAACAUUGUUUAAUUUUCGAUUCAGAAUCAAGACCAAAAGCAAAAGACUUGGUAACCCAUGAUUUUAUUGUAUCUAUACAAAAGAAAAUAGGUCAGUGUAAUAAUAUAAAAAACAUACCUGUUGAAUUAAAAAAUUCAGAAUUAGAUAAACUUUGUUCAAUAGGAGAGGAGGUUACUCAAAUAACAUUACAGGAAUUCAAUGAUAUAUCUUUAGGAUUCGAUUUAAAUCAACGACCAACAAAAUCAAUAACACUUAUUCUACCUCUGUUUAACCAAGAGUUGAAUUUUCUCGAAACUCCAAUUCGUAAUCUAUCAGUUACCUCGCUUAUACUACCAUCAUUCAAUAAACCUAUUCCAUGCGGUUCAAUCCCAUCAACAUUAAUAUCGCUCACAUUAACAUCAUUUAAUCAAAUGCUCGAUGAUGAGUCAAUUCCAGAAACAGUAUCAGAGUUGGUUCUUGGCAAGGAUUUUAAAUUUAAUGAAAAUGGCGGUAAUCUUCCUCCAUCAAUCAAAAAAUUUACAUGCAGUUAUGAUUUUAAAUCACCAUUAAGAAUGAAUAACAAUAUACCAAAAAAUGCUUUAGAAGUAAUAUUAGAUAAUUAUAACUACCCAAUUAUAAAAAAUAGUAUUCCAGAAACAGUUCACACAUUAACAUUAGGUGAAAAUUUCAAAGAUUUGGAAGAGUUUAAAUCUUUUAGCAACCUUCCACCAUCUGUAAUUAAUUUAACUUUUGGUGUUUGCAACUGUCAUUUUUCAGACGAACAAAUUAAGGAAUAUAUUCCAAACAAUAUUUCAAGUAUUACAAUAAAGAGAAAAAAUAAAAGAAAGUAUAAUGAAACCCUUGAGUAGUCAAAUUGAUUGUAUAACAAUAAAGAGAAAAAACAAAGAGAAUAAACUAAAUUAUAAAUAUUAUAUUUUUUUUUUUUAUUUAAUUGUGCAGUUGGUUC
Dictyostelium purpureum is the source of this 1538-nucleotide messenger RNA. RefSeq lists its product as uncharacterized. Gene Ontology annotation, biological process: protein phosphorylation. Lineage: Eukaryota; Evosea; Eumycetozoa; Dictyosteliales; Dictyosteliaceae. The transcript has 3 exons. The coding region runs from base 1 to 1440 and encodes 479 amino acids. Gene Ontology annotation, molecular function: ATP binding; protein kinase activity. The record is from RefSeq and is a predicted model, not a curated record.